CAGUUUGAAACUCAGUCAGAAUAUAAAAUGAUGAUCAUAUGAAGGAGACCAUUACUAAUCACAGUCCUAAGAGAGAUGCCGUUCACAUCAGAGGAGAAAGUCCAUCCGACGGAUUCAAGCAAAAUCCAAUUAGGAAAUCUGACAAGUUUAUUCUCAAACACCGAGAAGCGCUGCUCGCUCGCCUGCUGGAUUAAAGACAACAUCAAGAAGGAAGAGUGUUGCUUCUAUGUGGAGGGUGCCAGGGAGGGGAUUUGUAAUUGUGGUUACCAAAAGGACCAGCACUGCGAUGAGGCCAUCAAACCGGAGGACUAUGUUGGGGAGCAAUGGCACAGACAGAGGCACAUCAGGGAGGUGCCCACCGAUGCUUUCGGAGAUAUCAGCUUUGGUGGACUUGGACAGAAAACCGGGAAGUAUGUCCGGGUGUCGUCAAGCACGACCUGUGAGAGUCUGUACCAGCUGAUGACAGAACAGUGGAAACUGCGUCCGCCGAACCUGCUGGUUUCAGUGACCGGCGGAGCCAAAAACUUCAACAUGAAGAAUCACCUGAAGGACAAGUUUCGUCGGGGUCUCAUUAAAGUCGCCCAGACCACAGGUGCGUGGAUCCUGACGGGAGGAACAAACGCAGGUGUGAUGAAGCACGUGGGCAUGGCCGUGAGAGAUUACACACUCAGUAGUGGUUUGAUGGAGGGACAGAUGAUUGUCAUCGGUGUGGCACCCUGGGGAGUCAUUCACAACAGAGACACACUGAUCCAUCCCGAGGGCUGUUUCCCUGCACACUACUCUCUGGAUGAGCAAGGCCAGGGCUCGUGUCUCGACAUCAAUCACACUCACUUCAUUCUGGUGGAUGAUGGCACUCAUGGAAAGUAUGGAACUGAGAUUGAGCUGCGGACCAAUCUGGAGGGACACAUCUCUCAACAAUCUCUGGGAAACAGAGAGAGUGGCGCGAAGAUACCGGUGGUCUGUGUGGUCUUGAAUGGUGGUCCAGGAACUCUAAAUACAAUCUACAAUUCAAUGAUGAACAACACGCCGUGUGUCGUGCUCGAGGGAUCUGGACGCCUGGCUGAUAUCAUUGCUCAGGUGGCGACCCUGGCGGUGUCAAAGGUCACUGUGGUCCUAAUCAGCAAGCUCUUGAAGCGGUUUUUUGGAAAAGAGUACAAAAGCUUUAAAGAUCUGGAGGUCAUUGAGUGGACCAAAAAGAUUCAGGACAUUAUCCGGAUGCCUCAUCUGCUGACGGUGUUUCGUAUUGAUGAGGAUAAAAACUAUGAUGUUGACGUAGCUAUUCUACAGGCUCUGCUGAAAGCCUCCAGAAGUGACGGACAUGCUGGCCACCAGGCCUGGGAGAGACAGCUGGAGCUCGCGGUGGCCUGGAACCGGGUCGACAUCGCAGAGAGUGAGAUCUUCACCGAGGAGAGCCAGUGGACGUCCACUGAUCUGCAUCCGGCCAUGUUUUCAGCGCUGGAGGGCGACAAACCUGAGUUUGUGCGGCUGUUGCUGGAGAAUGGAGUGUGUGUGGAUAAGUUUCUGGUAAAGGAGACCCUCUGUAAGCUCUACAAACACCUACCCGCCUGCUUAUUCCUGCGCAAGCUUGCAAAACGAGCCCAGGUUGUCGAAAACAUUUCCUUGAGGCACGUGUCUGAAGAAGUGCGCCACUUGCUGGGAAGUUUUACUCAACCGUUAUACGCCUCUUCAAGCUACAAGAAAACCGAAGAUGAUGUCCGUUUGACGGCAAGUUUGAAACAUAAAAGUCCUCAGCAACAAGGACAAGGGGGAAACGUAGAGUACAAUGUGCCGUCCAAAGGGGUGGAUCUGCCGUGUUCUGGCGAAGAACCGACCGCACUCACGAUUUGGGACCCGGGACGGGAUCUCUUCCUCUGGGCUGUUGUACAGAAUAACAGAGAGCUGGCAGAGAUCGGCUGGGAGCAGUGCAGAGACUGCAUCGCAGCCGCUCUGGCUGCCAGUAAGAUCUUGAAGAAACUGGCGAAGGAGAGCGGCGAGGAUGAUAGCGAAGAGGCAAAUGAAAUGAGAGAACUGGCCAACCACUAUGAGAAACAAGCCAUCGGUGUCUUCAGCAAAUGUCACAGCUGGGACGCCCAGCGAGCGCAGAAACUCCUGAUCCGCAUCUCUCCGUCGUGGGGCAGAAGCACGUGUCUGUGGCUCGCUCUCGAGGCCGGGGAUAAAAGCUUCGUCGCUCACUCAGGAGUGCAGGCCCUGCUCACUCAGAUCUGGUUUGGAGAGCUGUCCGUGGAGAAUCCUCACUGGAAGAUUCUCCUGUGCAUGAUCUUCUUUCCUCUGAUAUACACCGGCUUCCUGAUCUUCAGACGUGAUGAAGACAUCCAGAGACGGAAGCAGGCAGUGGAUCCAGUCUUAGCUGGAAACUCAGAUGCCAAGAUCAAACGCCACAUACGUGUCCCCUUGCAGAAGUCUGACUGUGAGCUGAAGCCUCUGAACUGCUGGUCACGUCUGAUGAGUCUCUUCGCGUCUCCUCAAGUCAAGUUUUACUGGAACAUCGCCUCGUAUUUUGGCUUCCUGUGGCUCUUUGCUGUGGUGCUCAUGAUCGAUUUUCAGACAUUUCCGUCGUGGAGAGAACUUCUGCUCUAUGUGUGGCUCAUCUCGCUGGUGUGUGAGGAGCUUAGACAGCUCUAUCAUGACUUCGAUGGGUCCGGCUUUCGGAGGAAAGCAAAGAUGUACAUCAGGGAUCUGUGGAAUAUUCUGGAUGUGCUGUCAAUCUUGCUGUUCAUUUCUGGUCUGGUCUGCAGACUCCAAGCCUCGACCAUUGUCUUGUACGUGGGUAAAGUUCUGCUCUGCAUCGACUUCAUCAUAUUCUGUCUACGAUUAAUGGCCAUCUUCACUAUCAGUCGAAACCUGGGUCCGAAAAUAAUCAUCGUCAGGAGAAUGAUGAUGGAUUUGUUCUUCUUCAUGUUUAUGCUCAGUAUCUGGGUGGUGGCGUACGGCGUGGCGAAACAGGGCAUUAUGAUCGAUAAUGAAGUGAGACUAAACUGGAUCGUCCGUGGAGCCGUCUAUGACCCCUACCUCACCAUAUUUGGCAACUUCCCCACUGAUAUAGACAUAACCAAGUUUGAUAAGAGCAGCUGCAGUCUGGAAGCCUCUGACCCUCUGAAGCCCAAAUGCCCCAAGAUGAACGACGAUGGCCUGCCGAUGUUCCCCGAAUGGCUGACCAUCAUCAUGCUGUGUGUCUAUCUGCUGUUCGCCAACAUUUUGCUGCUCAACCUCCUCAUCGCUAUCUUCAACUACACGUUCCAGGAGGUUCAGGACAACACGGACACCAUCUGGAAGUUCCAGCGCUACGAGUUGAUUAAGGAGUAUCACAGUCGACCUGCUCUUCCUCCACCCUUCAUCCUCCUCAGUCACCUCAUCCUCUUCAUCAGAGGAGCGUUUCAGCGCAACCCUCCAGAGAGACACACACAAUUCAGGCAGGAACUGGAGCAGAGCGAGGAAGAGGAGCUGUUGUCCUGGGAGGCUUUCAUGAAGGACAACUAUCUGGUAUCUACACGACAGGACGAGAGCCAGAGCAUGGAGCAUCGUAUCCAGGACACCGCAGAGAAGGUCGGAGCGAUGUCAGAUCAUCUGGAGCGGGAGCAGGAGAUGGUUUCAAACACCAUGGCAAAACGACUUUCUAAACUUGAAGAGCAGGUCUCAGAGUCUGCCAAAGCUUUGCAAUGGAUUAUAGAAGCGCUGAAAUCUCAGGGAUGCAAAUCCAAAAUGCAGCCGCCUCUAAUGACAGGUAAAAGCUCUGACAAGGACGAUGGCGAAUCGAGUGGACAGGAGACCGAUGACGAAUCCGCCCCUCACACAUUCGCACGUCAGCUCGAGUAUCCCGGCAGUAAAGGCCUCAAACGCUUUCCCGUGCCUGAGGAGAAGGUGCCCUGGGAGGUAAACUUCUCUCUGUACCGUCCCCCAGUUUACAAUCCACAGGACAGCAGCGACUCAGACACUUCAGUCUUAGACAAGCACAGGAAUCCAGAAGGAAGGACUGGGAUACGGGGAAAAGGGGCUCUGAAAUCCCUCGGCCCGAAUCACAUUCUCCACCCAAUCUUCACCAGGUGGCGUGAUGCUGAACACAAAGUGCUGGAGUUUCUCUCCGUUUGCGAGGAUGUAGAGAAGCCCGUGACUCUUCCUGGGGGCCCAGCCAAACCUGACGAGCCUCUACCACAGGCACUGGAGAGGAUUCUGGGUAAAAAGUUAAAUGACAAGAGCAAGUCUGAACUAAAGGCUGGGGAACAACUGGUGUAUAAGGGUUAUGUAGAUGACAGCAGGAACACUGAUAACGCCUGGGUGGAGGCCACCAUCAUCACACUUCACUGUGACAAACACACUCCGCUGAUGGCAGAGCUGAACCACAUAGUCGAGAGCUCGGCGGCGUCUCAUCAGCCGCUCAAGUGGCGGGAAGUGAACAGCACCGCGUGUGUGUGUCCAUACCAGGAAGAGGCUCUACGUGAUGUAGCAAAGCUUUACAAAAUCUAGUUUUGACCCUCAGGAAAACACACACAGUCUCGUUCGCUAUCUUUGUGGAGACUCUCCACAGACAUAAUGGUUUUACACUGCCAUAACUGUAUAUACUGUCUCCUUACACUAAACCUACACACACACACUAACCGACCCCUAAACCUACCCAACUCACACAAACACACACACUAACCUAUCC
Messenger RNA from Pimephales promelas (fathead minnow), 4663 nucleotides. It is a transcript of the gene trpm2, whose product is annotated as transient receptor potential cation channel, subfamily M, member 2. The record is from RefSeq and is a predicted model, not a curated record. NCBI's taxonomy places the organism in Eukaryota, Metazoa, Chordata, Actinopteri, Cypriniformes, Leuciscidae. Gene Ontology annotation, cellular component: plasma membrane. Gene Ontology annotation, molecular function: ligand-gated calcium channel activity. Gene Ontology annotation, biological process: calcium ion transmembrane transport.